This is a messenger RNA of Entelurus aequoreus (snake pipefish), 9197 nucleotides long. RefSeq names its product interaptin-like. The record is from RefSeq and is a predicted model, not a curated record. The transcript is spliced from 14 exons. NCBI's taxonomy places the organism in Eukaryota, Metazoa, Chordata, Actinopteri, Syngnathiformes, Syngnathidae. Gene Ontology annotation, molecular function: actin filament binding. Bases 253 to 3531 code for a protein of 1092 amino acids. Gene Ontology annotation, biological process: nuclear migration. Gene Ontology annotation, cellular component: cytoplasm; nuclear outer membrane; meiotic nuclear membrane microtubule tethering complex.
GUCUCAGCCAGGUGCUGGUGGUCGUCAUCUUCUCCGACGACAUGACGGUCAUUUCUCCACAGAGCCGUCGGACGGAAGGACAUAUUUAUAUCAUUUUUUUCAAUUAAAUAUGUAUAUGAAGAUGUUGUGAUACACAUCAUGGCUGCCGACUGAACCGGACGCUUCCCGCCUUCUCAUCCUUUCAUGUCUGCCGUGUCGGUGAGCCGGACAAUAGCACGCAGGCUCUCUCCGAGCUAGGCUCCGCGGCGUGUGAUGGCUGCUCACGAAUGGAAGGACUGGUUCGAACGGGAGGAAUUGAUCGGACAGAUAAGCGACAUGCGAGUCCAGAACCUCCAAGUAGAGAGACAAAUUGUUCAGAAGAGGACUUUCACCCGAUGGAUAAAUCUGCAUUUAAAAAAGUGUGACCAACCCAUUGAAGUCCAAGACCUUUUCCAAGAGAUCCAAGAUGGACGGAUUCUCAUGGCUCUCCUGGAAGAACUCUCUGGCUGCAAGCUGCUUCAUGGCUUCAAGAAGUCCUCUCACCGUAUCUUCAGACUCAACAACAUUGCCAAAGUCUUGGCCUUCCUCGAAGAGAGAAAUGUAAAGCUCGUCAGUAUCGACGCUGCUGAUGUUGCUGAUGGAAACUCCUCCAUUAUACUGGGACUCAUUUGGAACAUCAUUCUCUUUUUCCAGAUAAAGGAGUUGACUGGCAACAUAAGGAGUCAGUUUCCGUCCACAUCCAGCCUGUCAUCCAUACCUACCAGCUCUGACCCAGCUCACCGCAGCAUUCCACCGACCGAGACGCCGAUGGUGCCCGCCAGCACAAGAGAAGACAGCAAGGCCAUUAAAAAGCUGUUGCAGUGGGUGCAGAAGCGAACGCGCAGGUACGGUGUGGCGGUUCAGGACUUUGGCAAGAGCUGGACAAACGGUCUUGCUUUUCUUGCUGUCAUCAAGUCUAUUGACUCCAGCCUGGUAGACAUGAGGAAGGCCUUGCUGAGGAAUGCGAGGGAAAACCUUGAAGAUGCGUUCAGGAUCGCUCACUACAGCUUGGGUAUCCCGCGCCUUCUUGAGCCUGAAGAUGUGACCAGCAAUGCACCAGAUGACCAGUCCAUCAUGACAUACGUGUCACAGUUCCUUGAGCACUUCCCGGGCACAGAGGAGCCAAAACAGCCUUACCCACUCAUUGAAAGGAGCACCUCGAUGGGCCGACUCAACUUCCGUAACGCCGACCUCCACCAUUUCGUGAAUAAUGCUCACUCUGGCCGAGUGAAGGACAGGUUCUUAAUGUUCCAGAAGGACUCUGCGCAACCUCCAUCCAAAAUCUUGCGUUCGUCCAUGUCAGAGGACAGAGGUGGCAUGUCACCAGCCAUUAAACCAGCCAUUUCUCGCACUUGGUUUAGUGAAGACUUCUUGGCUGAUUCCCCCUUCACAAAAGACAAUUUGAGCAGUGUGGAAGAAAAUCUGAAAGAACCGACAGAAGAUGUCUCAACCAGCUCCAUGGAGAACUCCCAGCUCAAUGAUACUCACUUUCCCAUUGACUCAACAUUGCCUGAGUUAGUGACAACUAAAUCCGUCAUGGGCGAUUCAGCUAUUAACUCUCCAGAUUCCUGGGUGGAGAGCGAGGAAUGUGCCGUUCCCGUGAAGAGCCAAAGUGACAGUUUAUUGUAUGAUUGCACAACACCUUGGGAUGUUUACCGUGCUAUUCCUGUGGAAAUUACGACCGUUGAUGGAGGUUUUGUCCACAUUGCGGAGAAAGUGCUAGAUGACCAGUCCAUGGCUGAGUCAUUUAUUGAUGAAGGAGUCUUCUCACUCAACUCAUUAAGUAGUAUGCAAGAUGAAAUUCUAGGCAUCAGAGAGAAAAAGGUGCUGGACAAUGACAUGGUCAAAGAAAAGAACGAGGUAAAUCUCGAGAGCCAUAAAGACUUUUCACCGAAACCGUUGAAAGAACUUGAAUUGGAAAAUGAGCGCGAGAAAACAGAUUGUCAUUAUCAAGAAAUUGAUGCAAAUUAUUGUCAAAAAGAAGAAAUAUCCAUAGAAGAAAAAUCAUCAUCAUCCUUUGGAGGUGGUAAUCAACUGGAAAGUGUUGAUUCUAACCAAUUCCAAAACUUGUCUAAACCUGAACCCCAAUCAUCAUCCGACCAAGAACCUGCGGAGAAGUACGGUGUUACGCCAAGCUGUUCGAGAGAAGACAACAGUUUAGAGCAACCUAUGGAUCCUUUAUUGUUGGUUGAUAAAGGACCAUUUAAUGACCAAACAAAUAGACUUCAAGGUGAAAAUAUUGGUGAAGGACUUCAAAUGGAAAAUGAUUGCCAUAAAACGCACAAUUCUCAACAAAUAGAUGAAAAUGAUUUUCUUAAAGAUGAAGUAUCCUUUAAGGAAGACGCUGGCAUUGUAAAACUCUCGUCCUAUGGAGACGACGUUUCACUGGAAAGAGAUGAACCUCAACCAUGUUCUGACCAAGAAUUCAAGGAGCAGUAUAUUGCUCCACCAAGCUCUUACGGAGAGUGUUUGAAGCAAGCGGUGGACACUGAGAAAACCUGCCAAGUUAUUGAAGGAGAGUUUGAUUGUGAAAACAAUCAUGAAGAAGUACUUCCGUUCAAAGAUGAAUGUAAGAACACAGAAAGCUUGUUACAGGACGGAGGAACUGAGGCAGAUGGAAUUGUACUUGAAGGGACGGAAUCGGCCACAGUAACGCAAAAUGAAGCCAUUGACGGGGGCAGAAGAUGCUGCCCAGAUCUUCAAACAGACUUGAGCUCUGAGAACCAACAUGAAAACUCACAAAUAAGUUCAAAGCAAUAUGCAAGAACUGAUACUAGUUUAAGGAGUCAAACACCUGGACACAUUGGACAGGACAGGACAACAAGACCGUCAGAUGAGCGUCUACCCCUAGCUGAGAAAGCUGCUGUGUGUUGUGAAGCACCUGAGACCUCCAGGAAAACGGAGGAAGAGCUUUGCAGGUGUACACCAACAGAAGACGUAGCUUGUGACGUCAUCGAGCCGAUGGAUCUGUUUUACCCGUACAAAGAGGAAAACGUAUUUACAGAGCCGCUCGAUAACGAAAUGCACAGCUGGCCGUCUGUUUUGACUGUAUCCGCCCUGGAGCCAGCUCCAGCUUCCAAGAUGCCGCCAGGAGAACAACACCUCUGUCCCAUGGAUGAUAACUUUCUGGUGGAUUUGCUACAUGAGGACAAUAAGGCUGAGAAAGACCGCACAUCUGCACCCAAAGACCAAUGCCAGCUUCCUGCACUCAUGGGAGCUUUUCCAAUUACCUGCAGCGAUGGAAGCCAAGACUCUUUCAAGGAAAUCACAGUGCCUGUGAGCCAUGACAGUCCGAGUCAGAACGAAGAAGUCCUGAUCCCUCCAAUACUCCGUCACAGGAAGGGUCUUCACUUCACCACGUCGCAGGACAAUCGCAUCAACAUGACAACAAAACAGAACAUGGACGACUUAGAACGUUGCUGGAGCGAUAGCUGGGAGCCCUAUCUUCUGGUUGUCGUGUGGAUUCUGCUCUACUGUGUGUUGCUGCUGCCUCAGAUGGACGUAAAGAUUUGACCCAUCAUCUACCGUGAAGACACACACUCUCAUUAACUAUUAUUAACUAUUAGUUACAUUUUAUUUAGUCACACCUUUAUCACAUCGUCCACACAAACACACACAACGUUCAUUUUGACCAAGUCAAGACAAUUGACACGCUUUUAUUGUUUAUUUUUGAUGACUAUAAUUAUGGGUAAUAUUAUUAUAAUUAGUUUUUUUAUGUUUGACAAAGUAAAGCGUAUUGCAGAUAAUAGGGAAACUCCUGUUGCAAAAUCAUUUCUCAGGUUUCUGCUCUAUUUCUAUGAAGGUAGUAAAGUAGUACUAGAUUAAGUAGUAGUAGUUUAAAAAAUAAAAGGAAUAAUACAAAAAAACUAUUCAAUUUUGGAGAUGGAAAUAUGUCUAUGUGAGACAAAAGAGAAGUGUUUACAAACUGUCACAUUUAAGCGCAUGCUAGUAUCGCUUUGCUAUUUUUACACGCUAACUACAAAUUGUACUCUUGUUGUGAUGAUAAACAAACAUUUUAUAUUUUAUACUACAAAUAUCUUAUGGCAGAAACUCAAGAAGCCUCCAAGAAAGAUUGCUGCAGGAUUCUUUCGUGUGGAGUAAUUCAUGCGCUCAGGGCUCUACGCGCUCGCCUUCUUCCACACCAAACUCGUCCAAGCAUGCCUUGAUAGAACAAUCUUUGUGCACGGAACAUAUUUUACUACAAAAUGGGAUCUUCCACAGGACAUGAAAUUAUGCUGGAAAUAUGUCAGCAAUUCUUCAACAUCCCGAUCCCUCCAUGAGUGGAAAACUCCUCAGAUAAAUAAUAGAAUAGAAUGUAUGUAAUAUUAUUUAUCCUCAAUACCCAAUAGUUAUAAUUUAGCCUCAGAAAAAUAGCAAUUCAAUGAUAUAUCCCCAGAUAAAUACGCAUUGUUUUAUCUUCAAAGUAAUAAUAAUUAUAAUUUAUCCUCAAAAAAUAAUCAAAUAAAAACUCCUCAGAUAAAUAAUAGAAUAGAAUGUAAGUAAUAAAUAUUAUUUAUCCUCAAAACACAAUAGUUAUAAUUUAGCCUCAGAAAAAUAACAAUUCAAAUGAUAUAUCCUCAGAUAAAAACUUAUUUUUUUAUCUUCAAAAUAUUUAUAAUUUAUCCUCAAAAAAUAAUAAUAAAAUAAUGUAUCCCGAGAUAAAUAAUUAUAAUUUAUUCUUAGCUAAAUAACAAUUAACAUAAUUUAUUCUAAGAUGAAUAACAAUUCAAAUAAUGUAUCCUCGGAUAGAAAAUGGGGCGGUAUGGCUCGGUUGGUAGAGUGGCCGUGCCAGCAACUGGAGGGUUCCAGGUUCGAUCCCCGCUUCCGCCAUCCGAGUCACUGCCGUUGUGUCCUUGGGCAAGACACUUUACCCACCUGCUCCCGGUGCCACCCACACUGGUUUAAAUGUAACUUAGAUAUUGGGUUUCACUAUCUAAAAGCGCUUUGAGUCACUAGAGAAAAGCGCUAUAUAAAUAUAAUUCACUUCAAAAUAAGUAUUUAUUCCCAUAUAAAUAAUAAUAAAAAAUUAUCGUCAUAAUAACAAUAAAAAUGCUUCAGAUAAAAAUAUUUAUAAUAAUUUUCCCAGAGAAAUAAUAAGAAAAAUAAUUUAUCCUCAGAUAAAUAACAUAAGAAAUAUAUUAUUUUCAGCUAGAAAAUUAAUAUAUUCUCAGUUAAAUACUGAUAUGAUAAAAAAAAUUAUUUAGCCCUGGAUUAAAAAUAUUUUAUUCUCAGAUAAAUGCCCAAUCUUUGGUAUAGGUGGUCCUAAUAGUUUUGUUCCUUGACUGUAAUGUAAGUUGUAAAUGAUAUGUAAAUAAACAGCUCAGUCAGUCACACUGUACACAGAACACGUGAAAUACUUAUGAAAUACUGUAAUACCAAGAUUAUUAAGAUCCUUUUAAGGCACGUAGAAACAGGAAGUGUCAAUAAUUAAACCACUGUGCUGCUUAGUUAUCGCUGUUUAUUUCCUCGGAUGCAGAUCCUCAAACGUCUACUCGUAAUUCAGGAUGUGAACCUCGCCUCCUGAUUGGCUCAGACAGAGUAUUGGCUACACCCAAGAUAUUCAAAAAAAUACAUUUUUGUUAGGAUACCGGAAUAGCUUUAAAGUUGACGCUUGGACAUUCUGAUGACAUGAAAAGAGAAUAAGGAAGCACUUUGCUGUAAGUAUCAGUCAAUCUUACGAUUGUUGGAACCUACCCCAGCUGCUAGCUUUAGAAGGAGAAUGUUUUCAUCAACUUUGCCCACGCUCAAUAGAACUGUCCUGUAGAUGACUUUGAGUGCGUUCACUGCUGUUUAUGUGUACUUAUUUACCACAGUGGCUUCCACGUUUAAUAUUUUAGCUGUUGUCAUAUAUUUUGGAACCCACAGUGCAUUAAUAACUUCUUCUUACAUCCAUGAUCAAGACAUAUUCACCUUCUUUUUCAUCCCAAUUAUACGUGGACUCUUUUGAAAUGAACGUCAUCCACGUCGCAGAUGAUUGUAUAGUAAUCCUUGAUUGUACAUACACAUACUCAUAAUAUAUAUUUGUAUAUAUAGCGGGGGUGGGGGGGGGGGUGUAUUUUGAAUAAUUAUCCCUACAAAGAUUUGAAAAAUUCAUAAUUCUUAUGGUACAGUAGGUAGGGUUGUAUUUUGCCUCAUUCCUGUGAAAAUCCCGCACGUGACUAAAGCAUUAAGGAGUGGGACUAUCCAGGUCUAGCUGCAAUGUGCUCAGACAACCACCAGGUGGCAUCUGUAUUAUCUCAUUCGCUUUCCACUAAAAGUAUUUGGCCACCUGCCUUGACUCGCAUAUGAACUUGAAGUGCCAUCCCAUUCCUAACCCAUAGGGUUCAAUAUGAUGUUUGCAGCUAUUACAGCUUCAACUCGUCUGGGAAGGCUGUCCACAAGGUUGCGGAGUGUGUUCAUAGGAAUUUUCCACCAUUCUUCCAAAAGCGCAUUGGUGAAUGUUGGUGGAGAAGGCCUGGCUCUCAGUCUCCGUUCUAAUUCAUCUCAAAGGUGUUCUAUCGGGUUCAGGUCAGGACUCUGUGCAGGCCAGUCAAGUUCAUCCACAUCAGACUCUGUCAUGUCUUUAUGGGCCUUGCUUUGUGCACUGGUGCACAGUCAUGUUGGAAGAGGAAGGGGCCCGCUCCAAACUGUUCCCACAAGUUUGGGAGCAUGGAAUUGUGCAAAAAAUGUUUGGUAUCCUGGAGCAUUCAAAGUUCCUUUCACUGGAACUAAGGGGCCAAGCCCCACACCUUAAUUCAUACCACUUUGUGGCUGAGUUGCUGUUGUUCCCAAACUCUUCCUGUCAGAAGAAUUGUAUGUAAAUUAUCAAAGUUCCCAAUGAACAGACAAGAAGAGGCUGUCUUUGUUGCACCAAGCAAAGGCUUGGAAAAUUCCAUUGUGUACGAUGGGAGGAGACGGGAGGGGGUUAUCUAUUGUCAUCGAAGACCUGCUCAAGCUGAAGCCAGGACCAGCCCAAGCCCGAGGCAUCUUUUUCUUUUGUGUUAAUUUGACCGAAAACAAUGACUGUUUACAUACUCCCCAUUCCUUUGGAAGCAGAUGUUGUGUAAACAGGGAGUGUCCAAAUAAAGGAGGAGACGUAAACCUUUUUCGUCAGAGCGUGGGUGACACUGUAAGAGGUUACAGGUCGACACGUUUCUCCUCAAUUGAGCAAAAUUGAAUUCUGUCACUGAUUGAUUCUUUGCUUCUUGUCUUGUUUAAUAGAUGUCAUCAGUGUUUGAACCUGACAUCUUCUAUUUUCUUAUAAUAAAGCCGACCGUUGGAAUAUUUAGGAGCGAGGAAAUUUCACGACUGGAUUUGUUGCACAGGUGGCAUCCUAUGACAGCUCCACGCUGGAAAUCACUGAGAGCGGCCCAUUCUUUCACUAAAUGUUUGUGGAAACAGUCUCCAUGUCGAAGUGCUUGGUUUUACACACCUGUAGCCUGGCCAAGUGAUCAGGACACCUGAUUCUGAUCAUUUGGAUGGGUGGCCAAAUACUUUUGGCAAUAUAGUGUAUCUUCACUCACGCUUUAAGUGAGGGAUGAGGCAAAAACUAACCCAGACCCACGGUAGCUUAAUACUUAUUUUACUCAUCAAAUACAAAUACAUUUAUGAACUUCAUUUUUUUAAUAUAAACAUUCUGUGUCAAUUACCGUAUUUUCCGGGCUAUAGAGCUAUAGACCGGUAUUUAAGCCGCACUCAACAGAUUUUAGAAGAUUUUUUUUUUUUUUACGUACAUUAGCUCCACUAGACUAUAAGCCGCUGAUAUAACAAUUAACAUAAUGUAUUCUAAGAUGAAUAACAAUUCAAAUAAUGUAUCCUCAGAUAGGAAAUAAUUAUUUAUUCCCAUAUAAAUAAUAUUAAAAAAUUAUUGUCAUAAUAAUAAUAAAAAUGCUUCAGAUAAAAUAAUUUUCCCAGAGAAAUAAUAAGAAAAAUAAUUUAAAUCAACAUUUACACACCUUAAUUGUUUCCAAACAGUGCUUGUCACACUGCAGUAAAACGGCUGAUCAAACAAAACAGAAGUCAUCAUCAUGGAGCCACUAGCUGCAGAAGCUCGCUCUCCAAUCAGAUAAACCGACUUAACAACAAUACAAAAAGAAUGCCAUUUUAAGGUAAUAAUACUAACCUGAUAGCAUAUUUGCUAAUGCUAACGACGCUAGCUUGAUUACAUUAAGAUAGCACGUACAAAUAAGCAUGAAAAAAACUCGGCGUCCAUAGAGGGUCCUCUCCGAGGUUUCUCAUUGACAUCCCACUGGGUUGAGUUUUUCCUUGCCCUUAUGUGGGCUCUGAACCGAGGAUGUCGUCGUGGCUUGUGCAGCCCUUUGAGACACUUGUGAUUUAGGUCUAUAUAAAUAAACAUUGAUUGAUUUGAAAACACUUCUACAGACAUCACACAUGGGGACGGUUUAGUAAGUAUGAAUAGUUUAUAUUGUAAAACUUACAACCUUUUGCUUGGAGUUUUCAACCUUCAGCACCCGCGGUGAGCAAACUCGUCCGAAAUGCGGCGCCGCAGCACAAGGAAAACACCUUUUUAGCGUCUCUGUCGGUGUAAUAUGAAAACUGUUUGGCCACUACAAAACAUUAUGGCCAUUAGCGAAGAUAAAAUCCAUAAAUAAGCCCCACCGUUUUAUAAGCUGCAGGGAUCAAAGCGUUGGAAAAAAGUAGCGGUUUAUAGCCUGGAAAAUAAGGUAAUACAUAAAAAUGGACUGUUCUUCCACAGUUAAUGAAGCUGUGCUGCAGUAUUUAGGUAUUGACAGUACUAAGGAUGUAUUGUUGCCACUUUCAAAAGCCAUUUAACAGCCGAGGGUGUAAACAACCAGUAAAGCUGCAGAUUUAUUGAAAUGUGUCAUAUCUGUUGAUGUACAAUUUGAUUUAGUUUGACAUUAUUGUGGAAUGAAGCCACGCUCGAGCUUUGUCCUGCCAGCCGAUGGAAAUAUUUGUCAGUGUGUUCUUUUUGUUGCAUUAUAAUGACAAAGAAAUGAUUGUAUUGCUGUUCGCUAUCGGCUACUGCUAGCAAAAUAAAAGCUUUUCACCCACAAAAAGGCCUCCAAUCAUUAGAAGUGUGACAUUACUACUGUUGUGUAUAACAAAGGUUGAACUAUUAUCAGUCUAACAUUAAUGCAUUUUUAAAAAAAAAGUUUUAUCUACAGCACAGGUGUCAAACUCAAGGCCCGGUCAAUAAAGUACUUCAUAUUUUCUCACUA